AUGCCUCUGAAAUCCCUGACUACUCAGAAGUUAGAAAGUAUGAAUAAGGCAUCAGAUAACGAGGCCAAAAACUUGAAAUCCAAAACGGCGAAAGACGUUUGAUGGUAUUUUACGUAGCGGACGCGCCUGACAGAAAUGACUGUUGGACCAUUAGUUGUUGAUGUCGUUGUGACUUUUUUCCUAGCUUUUAGCAUCAUAUACAGAUAUAUUAAUUGGAGACGACAUCACGUUAUCGUAAAGUUCGCAGUGCUAACAGGAUGGUACUUUUCGUUCCUCAUAAUCUUCGUUCUUCCACUGGAUGUAUCAUCUACUGUGUACAGACAAUGCUUGAAAAAGAAUAAUGUCACAGAAUCUGAAAAUACUACUUCUACAGUCUGUCGUGAACCAUGGAGCUAUGUUGGAAACGAUCUGUAUUUACACCUCUGGCAUAUUGUCUAUUGGACAUCACAGUGCCUAACAUGGCUUGUACUGCCCUUAAUGCAGUCAUAUAUAAAAGCUGGGGACUUUACAAUCCGGGGUAAACUUAAAUCAGCUUUGAUUGAUAAUGCAAUAUAUUAUGGAUCAUAUCUCUUCAUAUGUGUCAUUCUUAUAAUAUAUAUUGCAGUAAGACCAAGCCGUUAUUUUUAUGGUCAGAAUCUGAAGACUAUUGCAUCAUCAGCCAGUAACACAUGGGGAUUAUUCCUGUUAAUUCUUCUUCUCGGUUAUGCUCUUGUGGCUGUUCCUCGAUCACUAUGGAAUGCGAGUAAGAAAGGUUAUUCUCUAAACUAUGCAUAUUUCAAAGCUGGAAAACUGAGUUUAGAGAAGCUUGAAGCUGAAGAAGCACUUGACGAUGUUUUGGAGACACUUUUGGGUGUUAAAAUGUCAGUAACACCAGGGCAUCCAUCGUAUAAAAAUGUAGAAACUAUUCUCCAAAAGCUUCCAAUGGAACUCCAGGACCGUAUGUGCCGUAGGCAACUUCCUGAUGAUGCCCCACUUGAUACACCAUCUGAAAAAGCAUUAGUUAGACUUCACAGACAGGUUCUAAAGACCUUACAAACAUAUCAUCGCACUGAGACACAGUGGACUAUUCUUGUGGAAAAAAUCUUUGAACUGGAAGACAUUGCAUACAAUCAAGAGAAUCGUGAUCAUGUAUUUAGGCCUACUUUCCGACCAGUGCGACCUGCAUUGCUGAAUUUGAUAUACACACCUACAAUUGAAUGGUACUGGAAGUGCGUGCUUCAGAACUAUAUUCUAAAACUGAUGGCAGUUGUCACUGGCUUGCUAUCCGUUGCUGUUGUUUGGUCAGAAGUUACUUUUUUUAACAAAGAACCAGUUCUGUCAUUGUUUGCAGAGUUCAUUAAUUUAGCAGCAGCAAGUUAUGAUUAUGCCACAAUAGAGGUUCUUUCAACAUUGGUCAUUGCAUACUUGUGCUAUUGCGCCUAUUCUACAGUUCUCAAGAUUAAAUUUUUAAACCUCUACUACCUUGCUCCACAUCAUCAGACAGAUGAAUAUUCACUUAUCUUCUCUGGAAUGAUGUUAUGUAGGCUCACACCACCUAUUUGCCUAAAUUUUUUGGGACUGAUCCACAUGGAUAGCCAUGUCAUAAAAACACACAUCAUGGAGACUUACUACACACAGGUAAUGGGACAUAUGGAUGUUGUGCCCAUUAUAUCGGAUGGCUUCAAUGUAUAUUUUCCUAUAGCCGUCCUGGCAUUUUGCCUUGCAACUUACUUUAAUGUUGGGUCUCGUAUUGUGUCAUGGAUAGGAUUUCACCAGUUUUUGGGUGAUGAAGAAACUGCAGACUUGGUUGCUGAUGGAAGAGCGCACAUAAGAAGAGAAAUGAGAAGACGUCAAAGAGUCGAAGACUCAGUAAAUCGUCGUAAAGCUUACGAAGAAAGGCUGCAAGACAGUACCCGAUACAGGUCAUCUCGAGAAGCUGCUGAUGAGAGAGUGCAACCUCUUCAUCGAGAAGAUUCAGGAGAAUCAGCUCGUGCCGUACUUCUGCGUGAUGUGGAACCUGUCGAUUAUGUAGAGACUGUGCCAGCAAGAAGAUUUACCCAAGGACGUAAUCAGUAUUACACCAAUGUUGAGUUAGAAUCAAAUGAAAAUAGUGUGCAUACACACACUGAUGACACGUUAUUGUAUCAGAAUGGCUCUGAAAGUGUUAUCGAACCUGCUUUUGGGUACCAGACAUCAAGAGAUAGACAUGGUCUUCCUCCAAGAGGAUUAUUUGAUGAUGUUUAAUGUUUGUUACAGAUAUAAAAAGAAAUGAACUAUUUACUAUACAAAGGAUAGAUAUUAUGUAUAAAAAUAUUGUCAAUCUGUUGUUACCUACUUGUAGAUACUAUGAUUCUGAAGGAGGUUUGACAGAAUGUGAGAGGUGACUUUGGUCAUCAUUGCAAGUGAUAUUCACAUUCAAAGUAAAGCAAAGCACACAUUAACUGUGUGUUGAUUCUCAUAUGAAACUGUUAGAGUCAAUCUCAGCAUGGUUUGUAGUCUUACACCGAGUAUCAUAGGUUGAAAAAUUUUGCCUCAGAGAACUUCUACUCAGUUUUGGUCAACAGAAUACUCAGUUCAGAAUAAAGUCAUCAUUUUUUUUGUAAUCACAACAAAAUUGUGAUAAUUUAAUUCUGACAGUAAUGAAAGAUGUUACAUAUUCCUGUAUUUGCUGACAUUUAUUGUGGUUAACUUUUUUGUGUCAAUGAUUGUAUAUUUUGUAAUGGACAUACUGUGUAAUUUCUGUGCUAACUUUACUGUCUAAAUGGACGAGGGUGCGCUGAAAAGUAAUGCCUCCAAAUUUUUUUUAUAUGAAAACUCUUAAAGCUUUGUUAAUAAAACAAAUAUUAUUGAUAUUCUA
Schistocerca americana (American grasshopper) is the source of this 2836-nucleotide messenger RNA. RefSeq names its product LMBR1 domain-containing protein 2 homolog. Gene Ontology annotation, cellular component: membrane. The coding region runs from base 136 to 2223 and encodes 695 amino acids. The record is from RefSeq and is a predicted model, not a curated record. NCBI's taxonomy places the organism in Eukaryota, Metazoa, Arthropoda, Insecta, Orthoptera, Acrididae. The transcript is spliced from 11 exons.